GUAAAACCAAUCAUGGCAUAGAUUAUUACCUCGUCGCUAUAAAAAAUAACCUCUAGAUCAAGGCCUUCGACGAUAGCGAGUGACUGAAUUUCCGGUAAACGAAAACUCUCAUGAGACUGAGAGAAACGAAUGAGGUAUUCCAUUGUGGACUGCGAGCCUGGGGCGUUUUGUAGUCGCUAAGGGCAGAUUAACCUGUAUAUUUUUGCUUCGUCUCUACUUGCAAGCCACUCCAUCUGAGGGUUAUAAAUCCUGCUCGACAGCUGCUACUCAAGUCAUAAGGUAACGAACGAAUCCGCGUGCGGGUUUCACAAAUGCGAAAAGAGCUCACGGUAAAAGAGGGAGUGUUUCUAAGAGAAAAUGGCCGAGUGCUUGCGCCGAGCGUUUAUCAAUCCUCAAAAUGCUUCGUCACAUACGGAGUAAUGGGCCAUCCUGAUCCCCAAAAUUUACCAAGCAAGGGAAAGCCAUGGAGUACGUUACUGUCGCAAGACUUCGUGCACAAAGUGGAUCUAAUCCUCCCGGCGGAACUGGUGCAUCUCGUCGAGGACAAGCUCACGGGUGAUCCGAGUCGAGCACCUGUAUUUUACAAGGUUAUCAUGACAGUUGGUCAAAUCUUAGAUGGUGAUUUCUUCGCCGAAUACAUCAAGAUAGGUAAUAUCCUGAUGCUCUCGGAGGGAAGAAUAGAUUCCGAGAGUGUGUUUUUGCUGAAAGAAGGCAUACUCACGAUGUAUCUCGACAAAGAGACGUACGAGCGGGCCGGGCUUGUUGGAAAGCCAUAUGGAGUCAAGGGUAAACGAGGACUUAAACCGAGAUGGAUUGUACAAUUCGAUCUUCGAAGCCCUUCGAUGCUCCACGGCAAGAAGGGCUUUGACAGGUUGGCAUAUGCGUGUAAGAACGUUUUUAGCACACCCGUCACCUGGCUUUUUCAUAAUCUCUCCAAGACACCCACCCCUGAUCCUCUCUCGCGGCAUUAUCCCGUCAAGUAUACAUCACAUCCUAAGGUCUCUGGGGAUAUUUCUACGAAGCUACCGUCGUUGAAACCUCCGAUCGCUAUCCUAUCGGGUCAAAGCCGGUUAGAACUGGAUGAAUUCGCUACGGACAUAUAUGAGUGGCUGUCUCUGGUCCGACUUGAUAGCCCACGAAUCAAAAUAGAUGACAAGAUCGACCCAUAUUUGUCCAAUUACACCGUUCCCGGUGUUGCCGACGAUCUUCAGGAGGGCAAGCUGUGCCGAGUUAGCUGGCAGGGUUUUAUUCCGCCAAGUUGGACUCGGCAAACCUUGGCAGAAGUAAUACUCGCUCUGCCAACCAAGUCGUGGUUCUCGCUAAGCACUACAACAUUUUCGAGGGAUAUCGUAGGGGACAGCGCCGACUGUACCAUUUUAAGACCACCUAACUCGCCAGGGGAGUUUCUUCUCUGGGAUAUCAGGAAACAGAAUUGAGAUACAUCGUAUUUC
Molecule: messenger RNA, 1451 nt
Organism: Daldinia decipiens
Lineage: Eukaryota; Fungi; Ascomycota; Sordariomycetes; Xylariales; Hypoxylaceae
Product: ribonuclease P 40kDa subunit
Exons: 7
Coding region: 312-1436 (374 amino acids)
Biological process (GO): tRNA 5'-leader removal; tRNA 3'-end processing; endonucleolytic cleavage in ITS1 to separate SSU-rRNA from 5.8S rRNA and LSU-rRNA from tricistronic rRNA transcript (SSU-rRNA, 5.8S rRNA, LSU-rRNA)
Cellular component (GO): multimeric ribonuclease P complex; ribonuclease MRP complex
Molecular function (GO): ribonuclease MRP activity; ribonuclease P activity
Source: RefSeq, a predicted model, not a curated record